AUGACCCUACAAACUGUACAACCAUUGCCGGCUUUGUCACCGCCACUGUCCAGUCCUCCUCCACCGUCAACCAGUACAGGAGGCAGCGACGAUACAGAUGAAAUUGGAUCUGCAGAAUUCUUGCAAUUUGACUUGGCCACCAUUAGAGUUUCUACAGAUGACUUUUCUGAAGCAAAUAAACUUGGACAAGGCAGAUUUGGAUCUGUUUACAGGGGUAGGCUUCUCAAUGGAGAAGAUAUAGCUGUAAAAAGGCUCUCUACAAAUUCGGGGCAAGGAGAUUUAGAAUUCAAAAAUGAGGUCUUAUUAGUGGCUAAACUUCAACACCGGAAUUUAGUUAGACUCCUAGGUUUCUGCUUAGAAGGGAGUGAAAGGCUUCUUGUCUAUGAAUUUGUCCCUAAUGCAAGUCUCGAUCACAUCAUAUUUGACCCAACAAAGCAUGCACAACUAGAUUGGGGGAGGCAAUACAAAAUCAUAGUAGGCACUGCUUGA
Prunus armeniaca (apricot) is the source of this 489-nucleotide messenger RNA. The record is from the annotation of a GenBank genome assembly. Lineage: Eukaryota; Viridiplantae; Streptophyta; Magnoliopsida; Rosales; Rosaceae.